This is a messenger RNA of Spodoptera littoralis (African cotton leafworm), 564 nucleotides long. NCBI's taxonomy places the organism in Eukaryota, Metazoa, Arthropoda, Insecta, Lepidoptera, Noctuidae. The record is from the annotation of a GenBank genome assembly.
AUGCUGGCAAAGGCUGUUCUAGUUAUCACGCUCUUCGCUGUAGCGAUUGCACGGCCUCAAGGUCACGACCAACACCACGGUCACAGUCACGCUAUUUCGUCACAAAGCGUCGUACUGCACCACACCCACGAGACCAAACACCCUGUACACCACGAGGAGCACCAUGAGGAGCACCACGAGGAACAAGGCAAGAAACACGAACAGAACCACCAUGAUGAACAUCACCAUAAGAAACAUCAUCAUAAGGAACACCACGGUCACGCUUCUUCCUCACAGAGCAUCAAACAGCAUCAUGGAAAAGCCACUGAAAAACACGUCGAAUACUAUUCCCACCCUAAGUACGAGUUCGCGUACAAAGUGGAGGACCCUCACACCGGUGACAAGAAGUCCCAACAUGAAUCUCGUGAUGGUGACGUCGUGAAGGGCGUGUACAGUCUGCACGAGCCCGACGGUACUGUCAGGAUCGUGGAAUACCAUGCUGACAAGAAAACUGGUUUCAACGCCAACGUCAAGCGUGAGGGUCACGCCAAACAUAUUGUUCCCAAGCACCAUCACCACCAUUGA